AUGUUGCUCAAGAACACCCUCGCUGCUGUUUUGCUCGUUGGCGCCGCCGCGAUUGCUGCCCCCUCAACUCCAAACACACUCUCUAAACGUUCCGUCGAUUUCUCAUGGGGAAGCCAGAAAGUGAGAGGAGUGAAUAUCGGUGGAUGGCUCGUGUUGGAACCGUUCAUCACCCCGUCUAUCUUCCAGGCACUUGACCAAUCCCUAGGAAUCGUGGAUGAGUAUACUCUUACAAAUAAAUUGGGUACGACUGCAGCAUACAACAUCCUCAAACCUCAUUGGGACAGCUGGGUUACGUUUGCGGACUUCCAAAAGAUUGCCGAUGCAGGCUUUAACACCGUAAGGAUUCCAAUCGGAUACUGGGCGUAUGCCAGCUUGGAGAAUGGUGAGACAUACACGCCGGGCGCUGCGCCAUAUAUCGACGCUGCGAUAGACUGGGCAAGGGGUACCGGCCUGAAGAUUUGGAUUGAUUUGCACGGAGCUCCUGGUUCGCAAAACGGCUUCGACAACAGUGGUCAAAGAAUGGACAAGCCAACAUGGCAAUCGGGAGACUCGGUAGCUCAGACUUUGUCUGUUCUCGAAACGAUUUCGAACAAGUACGCGCAAGCACAGUACCAGGACGUUGUAGUCGCAAUUGAGCUCCUUAACGAACCUUUAAGCUCGGAACUCGACUUUGACGACCUCAAAGAGUUUUAUCGUAAUGGUUAUGACCAAGUCCGUGCAGUCAGCAAUACUCCUGUCGUGAUUCAAGACGGCUUUGUUUCACCAAAAACCUACAAUGGCUUCCUCUCCACUUCAGACAAUGCUCAAAAUGUUGUCGUGGAUCACCAUGAGUACCAAGUAUUUACCGACGACUUCGUAGCCUUGCAGAACUGGCAACACAGACAGUUAGUUUGCAAUAACGUAGCCAGCUACGCAUCCGGAUCCGACAAAUGGGUCAUUGUGGGCGAGUGGACCGCAGCGGAGACAGACUGCGCGCCGGCUCUAAAUGGAUAUAACAUUGGUUCGAGAUACGACGGCACCUAUCCCAAUUCUACAUACGUCGGGUCUUGCGCCGACAAGAACAACAUCGCCAACUGGGACGACACUAUGAAAGGCGACGUCAAAGGCUACAUCGAGGCCCAGAUUUCAGCUUUCGAGAGCCAUACACAGGGAUGGGUUUUCUGGAACUUCAAGACGGAAGCUGCUCAUGAGUGGGACGCGUUUGCACUGUUGGACGCGGGUAUUUUCCCACAGCCGUUAACAAACCAGGACUUUGGUUCCAUUUGUUCUUGA
Molecule: messenger RNA, 1272 nt
Organism: Lachnellula hyalina
Lineage: Eukaryota; Fungi; Ascomycota; Leotiomycetes; Helotiales; Lachnaceae
Gene: XOG1
Product: Glucan 1,3-beta-glucosidase
Exons: 4
Coding region: 1-1272 (423 amino acids)
Biological process (GO): glucan catabolic process
Cellular component (GO): cell surface; extracellular region
Molecular function (GO): glucan exo-1,3-beta-glucosidase activity
Source: RefSeq, a predicted model, not a curated record